Molecule: messenger RNA, 320 nt
Organism: Paramecium pentaurelia
Lineage: Eukaryota; Ciliophora; Oligohymenophorea; Peniculida; Parameciidae
Source: the annotation of a GenBank genome assembly
UAAUGUCAUAUAUAGGAAUCAAUACAUCAGGUGGCAUCAACCCUUGCAUCACAUUCUAUGAAAGAAUGUAAGCCUGCAUCAAUAAAGAAAAUCUACCAAAUAAAAUGUGUGCAAUUGAAGGAUUAGAUUUCUUAGAAUGUGUUAAUAGAAGAAAAUAAGUAAUGCAAAAAAUGAAUUAUUAUAGUAUGCACUCAAUUACAAAAUUUAAUAGGAAUUGCACAAGAAUAGAAUAUUAGUAUUACCAACUUAUGAUGUUGAAAAUGAUAGGUUUGUAUCAAAAUAUUAAAAUGCAACAGAAGUGUUUUAAUAAAAGCAUUGAA